GAUUGCGAAUUUCGCGGUUAAUCAGAACGAUCAAGCUUGUCGCUUGUCACGUCAGUCUGCCGGCAAGCCUCGUGUUUGUUGCAUCUGAUAAUGGCUUUAAUGCCAAGAGAAUCCGGCAAAUUAGUUGCCAGCUUAGCCAAGGAUGUAUUUAUCGAGAAGGAAGGCAUAAAGAACCUGGCGCUGGCGGUCCUUGACGGCUUCAAGACUCGCAAGAUUCGCCCAGGUAAUUUCUCGCAGGUUAAGUUCCACCCGAAGCGCGACGAUCCCAGGGCGGCCGAUUGGAUAUUCGUGCUGGACACGUUGAAUUUUUCCUUCUGGACGGAGACGGGCGCCAAGAAGUGGAGGGUUAACGGAGAAACCGGGUACUUCGCAUUCUGCGCCGCUAUCAAGAGAGCCAUCGAUGAAGGCAAGCCGAUGUGGGAUCCCAAGUAUUACUCGCAGAUUACGCAGCAGGACGCCGAAGUGAUCUUUCGCGGUGACGACGACACCGGCAUCCCCCUCAUGCAAGACAGGCUGACAAAUUUGCACGAGGCUGGCAAGGUUCUAUUGAACAAGUACCAGGGCACGUUCGUACGACUCGUCGAGUCAUGCGGAGGCUCAGCGGACAAGCUGCUCAAGCUGAUCGUCAGUGAAUUCGCGUCGUAUCGAGACGAGGCUGAUUAUGAAGACGCCAAUUGCAAGUACAGAAUCAGUAUCUACAAACGAGCCCAGAUACUGAUAGGCGACAUAUGGGCCUGCUUCGAGGGGCGUGGACUGGGUAAAUUCCAGGAUAUAGACUGCAUUACGAUGUUCGCGGACUACCGUAUCCCUCAGGUUCUCGUACACUUCGGCGCUAUGCGCUACAGCAACCUGCUCAUGAACAAACUCAAGUCUGAUGAGCCACUGAAGCAGGGGAGCAGAGAGGAAGUAGAGCUACGUGCGUGCUCCAUCGAGGCAGUCGAGCAGGUGUGCGACGAGGUGUGGAGACUUAUUCAAGCCGAUUCAGGGAUGGGCCUGGAUCCAACGGCGGUCAACGCCAUCGCGAUUGAUCAUUUUCUGUGGGACUAUCGACGAGAGCACGCUGAAGAAUUGGAGCACAUACCAUUCCACAAAACUAGGACAAUAUACUAUUAGAACGUAAUGUUGUAAAUGUCACUAAGCGUGGAGAAAUGUAAAAUUAAAUUCCUAUAUAUUGAAUACAAAGAUGUAACAUGAUCAUGUCAAGAAUGACGUCACAAUUUGUAUUUGCUGAAAUUGAUUUCAGAAUUAAAAAUUCAAAUUACUGUUA
Ooceraea biroi (clonal raider ant) is the source of this 1267-nucleotide messenger RNA. Its product is annotated as queuosine salvage protein. Lineage: Eukaryota; Metazoa; Arthropoda; Insecta; Hymenoptera; Formicidae. The record is from RefSeq and is a predicted model, not a curated record.